CGUCAUCUCCCGCUAAGGUAGUUAAAGUAGUUGAUCACCAAUACCAACUUCGCCAAUAUUACAUUUCGUACCCUUUUUCCCUCCAUUGCUCCACCCAUAUAUAUACGCACACAACCGAAACAACAUUUCCACAAAACCACAAAACCACAAAAAUAUAUAUAUAUUUCUCUAAACCCUAAACCCCAAAUGGAUAUCAAGAUUAUACCGUUCCUUACCCUCAUCUUCUUAUCGAUUUUGUAUUUCCCGGUAUCGGCUCAAAUCAGUACUCCAUGUUCGCCGACGAUGCUCUCUACCGUCACACCGUGCUUGAAUUUUCUCACCGGAAGUAGCGGAAUCGGUACGUCUCCGACCGCGGAUUGUUGCGGAGCACUUAGGACCUUAACCGGAAUCGGUAUGGACUGUUUGUGUCUGAUCGUGACCGCAAGUGUUCCUUUUAGUGUCCCGGUUAACCGAACGGUUGCAAUCUCUCUUCCUCGUGCUUGUAGCAUGCCCGGUGUCCCUGUUAAAUGCAAUGCUUCCGCAGCACCGCUUCCAGCUCCCGGCCCGGCUGCUCUCGGACCGAAAAUUUCUCCAACUCCUCCAGAAGGUAAAUUUCGCUAUAACACAAAGAAAUCUUACCAUUUAUUUUUCUUUUUAUCGCUCCACGGCGGAAGCCGCACGGCCCUUACGCCUCCUUCUGCCGCGUCUCCGCCGCCUUUGAACCCUAUGAAGCUGUCCCUCUUGCUCUUCGCUUUGGGCUUUGGAGUUCUCAAGUGCUUCUGAGGAAUCGCAUCGAUCUCUAUCUUAUAUUUGCGACAAUAUUCAAAAACUGAAGUAUUCAUUUAUUUUGGUGAAGACGUAUUUGUUAUUGCUGAAUAAUAAUAAUGUGUCCAGAUUCAUGUGUAGAUAUGUUUGGAUCCUAAUCAUGAAUAUCAUUUUCUGUUAUUCGGUA
This is a messenger RNA of Tarenaya hassleriana, 931 nucleotides long. RefSeq names its product non-specific lipid-transfer protein-like protein At5g64080. Lineage: Eukaryota; Viridiplantae; Streptophyta; Magnoliopsida; Brassicales; Cleomaceae. Bases 187 to 762 code for a protein of 191 amino acids. The transcript is spliced from 4 exons. The record is from RefSeq and is a predicted model, not a curated record.